Hyaloscypha bicolor E is the source of this 2087-nucleotide messenger RNA. RefSeq lists its product as uncharacterized. The annotation marks the transcript as partial. Gene Ontology annotation, biological process: positive regulation of proteasomal ubiquitin-dependent protein catabolic process; protein polyubiquitination; ubiquitin-dependent protein catabolic process. Gene Ontology annotation, cellular component: cytoplasm; ubiquitin ligase complex. The transcript is spliced from 4 exons. Gene Ontology annotation, molecular function: zinc ion binding; ubiquitin conjugating enzyme binding; ubiquitin protein ligase activity. The record is from RefSeq and is a predicted model, not a curated record. Lineage: Eukaryota; Fungi; Ascomycota; Leotiomycetes; Helotiales; Hyaloscyphaceae.
GCAGAAUCGAGUCGCCGACCUGGAAAAUAUAGUUUCCGUGGCUAGCAGAGAUACUGGGACUGACCUUCGAACUUUUUUUGCCCACUACUCCGAAUUAAAGACAGAGUAUGGUAAAAUGGCUUUGAAACUUAAAGCAGAAGAAGAAACACGGUUGGCUUCGGAUCAGCGUGUGGUGGAAAUGCAAUCUGAGAACGACAGUUUCAAAACGGUCAUCAGUGAGCUCCAGAGAGAGGCUGCAAAGCUCGAAGUCUGCCAGCCGCAGACUCUACGAGCCUUGUUGACGCUAAGACUUGUCGAGCAAACUUGGAAUGUACAGCCAAACGAUGGAACACUCGAGCAACCUGAUCAAUUUCAGAAUUGGCUCCCAUCAGGACUCUCCCAGAACUCGUUCGACGGAAUCUGCAGUCCUGCCGAGAUUCAGAGGCUCGCUGGCACUUUACCAAAAGGCCCUUCAUACAAUCGGUUCUAUCAGCGACUCAGACUCACGGUAUGCACAACAUGCUCCAAAGCUAAGUUCAGCUUCAAGGUCGAUGCGAAUCCCAACUUCAACUCAGUGAAGUGGCUUAAUGAGUAUGUCGGCAAAACUCGAUACUUUUCCUGCUGCCACGAAGAGGUGUGCAAGGACUGUUUCAAAACCCAUUUGCUCGCCACCCUUGAAACGAAAUGGUGGUACAAGCUUGGGACGCCUCAGUGGUUCCCAUGUCCACGAGAUGGCUGCGAAAAUCCUCUCAAUAUACGUUGUGAAGCAGAUUUAGAAACUUGUCUCGAGCAAAUUUGCGGGACUGAAGCUGAACAGCAUGUCAAAAUAUAUGUGAAGGCCCUCGCCUUUCGAGAAGCUUUAGGGUCACUUGAACCCAAACCCAGCCAUGACGGGCUCAAGAGAGCAGCAGAGCUACACGAAAAACUGUUGACAGUAAAUAAAUUGUACAGCCUCUUUGAUCCUAGAUUCGAUCCGCCAUUAGUCGAUGAGACUGGCUGCAUGCCAGAGUUUAAACCUGGAACGAUAUUUAAUUGCAUCAUGGACAAUAAGCCGUCUCCAAUACCACUCUUCCUAAAGUUUCUCCGCCGUCGAAGCAGACCAAAAUCAUGUAUGGUUUGUUGCAAGAGCAUAUUCGAUAUCGAUUAUGGCGAUGUGGAAACAUGGAAGAGCUUGUGCGCCCUCUUCGAGGGGGCAUGGAUGUGGAAUAUCCUCGUCUUUCCGACAAGUGAGAUUCAACAAUGCGAUCACGAUUUCGAAGUCUGCAGAGCUUGUACAGCAGAAUAUCUCCGUGGCUCACUGGUAAGUGGCGGAGCAUCUGCGUGUAAGAACUUGUCUUGCCCGCAAUGUAAUAGGAAGCUCGACUAUCAAGAAAUCCACAAGCUUGCGGACGCUGAAACGUUUGCUAAAUAUGAAAAGUUUCUCUUACAGACCCUUCUCUCCAACGAGCCAGGUUUCCGAUGGUGUCUCGCACCACUCUGUGAAAAUGGUCAACUAUACCAGCGAGAUCCUGUCAACCCUAAGAUUUCGUGCGAAGAGUGUAGCUUCCAGAUGUGCUUCAAGCACGAAAUCCCUUGGCACCGCGGACUUACCUGCGAUGAAUACGAAAGCCAGAGAGACCACGGUGAUCCAAGUUUUGCAGAGACACGAGAGUGGAUUCGGACGAAUACGAAGCCUUGUCCUCGCUGUCAAACCCCGAUUCAAAAAGGACCAGAUUGUUUUCAUAUGACGUGUGGGCAGGGGGAGUGUAACCAUGAGUUCUGCUGGCAGUGCCUUGCUGAUUGGGCGGAUAUCAGAACGCAGGGACAGCAGGGCCAUGCCGAGGGUUGCUUUUUUCGAACUAGCAAUCUUCGCCCCACGGGAAUUCGAGGAGAAAAUAUCGAAGAUGCUCUUCGUGCGAGAAACGCGGAGUGAAGAGUUACGUUUGAAGAAUUCCAUGAGAUCCCUUCGAUCAAAAAGUACAAAGAACGCAUAGAGGCACGUGUUGACAAAACCGAAAUAAUGGAUGCGAAGUGCUUUGGUCAGGUAUUUUCGGGAAUAUCUCUCUUUCCAAGUAACAGCAGAGAAAAAGACAUAGUAUUCAUUUAGGAAUAUAUAUCAGAGAUUACCC